CAGGCACGUACGGUCACGGGGCCACGUUGGCACUCCUAAUUUCAGAGUUGGAAGGGUCCCCAAGGGCCAUCUAGUCUAACUUGCCCAGCAUCCUGUUCUCACUGCAACCCCUAGGGAUCCUACCAGCAAGGCCCAGGUGCAACAGCAACACUCUCCCCCACUUGCGAUUCCCCAAAUAACUGCCAUGAUUCAGAUGCGGACUGACCGCGGAGGCUGGAGCAGAGACAUUGCAUCUGGUAGCCCCUGGUCGCCCGAUGCCCCACGCACCUUGGCCGGGCUCCUUCGCCUCCUCUCCUCUGUCUCCAGAGGAGCUGCCUCCUGCCAGUUGCAUUACCCAGUGGAGAGGAGAAAGCUUUGUUCUCCGGUGCCCAGAGCAGCCAUAGAACAGCCUGUUCUAACCAAUGAAAAAUGGGCAGGGGGGGGGGGGCGCAGCAGCAACAGGUUUGCAAGGAGCACAGGAAAUGGAUUUUAAUAAUGAGAAGUAGGCAAGAACAUUGCCCAGGCUAACAAGGAAGAAGCCUUAACCGCAUUAAGAAGGCUGGAAGAGGAACACUCCUGCCUGCCAGCUGCUUUCUGGCCUGGGAUGAUAACAGGGUCUUUCCCUCCCUCCACCUCGCUUUGUAAGAAAUGUUGGGCCCUGUUGGAGCAGGCGUCCGUUCUCAAGUUGUUCUGAACUGAGCCACCGCACCAUUUUGAUGAUGGCCACAUGCCACAAACCUCUCUUGUGUCUCCCUUCCCACCCUGUGUCAUGCUCGGAGCAGCGUAUAUAAACUAAUCACCAAAUGGCACUUUAAACCAGGGUUACGCUUUCUGCAAUGGAAUUGUCUAGGCGCCAUUUCCCUUUAUGAAAUUGUUAUCAUCAUCAUCAUCAUCAUCAUUUCUAGACUGCUUUAUAUUUUAAAGGAAAAUAAUCUCAAAGUGGUUUACAACAAAUUCGAACGUCAAAUCAAUAAAACAAAUUCAAGCUUCAAGGGAAAUGUUUCAGAUCCUUCUCGAAGUGCCAUUUUGCUCUCCCCAUAUUUAUUUACCUACUUAAGUUAUAUAGCUGCCCCAUGGCAGAAAUACUGUAGGAAGGCAGUAUGAUGUAGUGGUUAGAGUGUUGGACUAGGACUUGGGAGGGGCCAGUCGGUCGCCAACCUGGCAUCCGGAGAUCUCCACGCGGUAGCAAUUGGACCCGUGCCAGUCACAAAAUAUGUCUGGACCCUGAACACUAGCUUGAAGGUGCCUAGUUUUUAUUUUUGACUCACAGACUCUUAGACGUGGAGAAUUGGAAGGUACGUGAAGGAAUCACAGCUCAUGGAUAUUGUGGAAAUGGAGCCUGCCACUAACUAGAGUCUUCCCAGCUGGUUUUUCUGCAGUAGAUAUAAGAUUAAAAUGCCCAUUUAGCAGUGCAUACGCCCACAUAAAUGCCACAACUGAGCUCGCUCCUCAUUGACUUUUAUGUUGUGCUGAAAUAGCAAGACUCAGCGGGUAGUGUUACCUUGCUAGCCCUACUCGGAGUAGAGCCAUGCAGGUCUGUUAAUUUCAGUGGUUCUGCUGAUGUCAGAUGCAGCCCUAAACAGAGCUUAUUUAUGAACUCGAGCAAGCUUUUAUAUCCCGCCUUUUCGCAGGGAUGGAAGUGGCUUGCAAUGUGGACAAAUGGAAAGUGGGGAAAAAGAAAAUUGAAGAGUAUGCAGGGGAUAAUAUCUGUUCUAGUUAAGCAGCAUUUGAUCAGUGGAGCUGGGAGAGGGGUCCCUCGUGCAAAUUUAGUACAUAGGUCUCCAUAGCCACAGAUACUCUUGGAUAUAUUUUAUGUCAUCUUAAAAACUGAGGCCAGUGGAGGGUUUGAGCCCCAAACCCUUGAUAUGCCUCGUGCUGUUUUUGCAACUUCUGCCCAAUUUUCCAUAUGUAAACAGAAUAAGGAAGCAGCGCAGCUUCUGCAUUGGCGGCCAUUCCCUGCUGUUGCCAAAGAGCACAAUGAUCAGGAGAUCUUCGUCUCCAAGAGGGAUUAAACUUCAGGCCCAAACUCCAAGGACAGGCUCCAAAUGAGAUGAGCUCCCAAAGAUCAUGACCAGGCCAUGGCAAUUCCUCUGUUAACAGACAGCCCAGACGAGUCUGCCAUUGGCAAAGCCAAUAUAAGCCUUAACUGGGUGAGAUGAUGAUGAUGAUGAUGAUGACGACACCCUCACGACUUAAAUAUAUUUGUCGCUUCUUACCCUCCAAAAAAAAAAAGAGGGACCCAGGUGGCGCUGUGGUUAAACCACUGAGCCUAGGGCUUGCUGAUCAGAAGGUCGGCGGUUCGAAUCCCUGUGACGGGGUGAGCUCCCGUUGCUUGGUCCCAGCUCCUGCCAACCUAGCAGUUCGAAAGCACGUCAAAAUGCAAGUAGAUAAAUAGGAACCACUACAGCGGGAAGGUAAACGGCGUUCCCAUGUGCUGCUCUGGUUUGCCAGAAGCAGCUUUGUCUUGCUGGCCACAUGACCUGGAAGCUAUACGCCGGCUCCCUCGGCCAAUAAUGCGAGAUGAGCGUGCAACCCCAGAGUCGGUCACGACUGGACCUAAUGGUCAGGGGUCCCUUUACCUUUACCUUUUACCCUCCAAAAAGCAACUUACAAAAAUACCAUAAUUAUGCAAAACCACUACAAUAUUGGAUGCUUCCAGACUGUCACUGUGUUAGGGUGGGAUUCAGGGACAUAUAAGAAAAUUCAAGUUGCACAAUUAAUAGUCGAGCUGGAGCUCUUGCGCAACAAACCCAAUCUACCUGCCCUACCCACCCCAAAGAUCAGACUUUUAUGAUAUGUAAAGUGAAGGGGGAACUGCCCUAGGAAGCAUGGGAUAGGGCUUGCAUGACGCAGCAUUGUCUAACCUCCCCGCAAACGAAUCAGGUAUAAAUCCUCAAUAAGCUGGUUGUUUGUUUGUGAGCAGCAUUGAUGGCAAAGAGCAAAGGAUCAUGGGUGAAGGGAGCUCCCCAGAUUCCUGGAUCCAUCCUUGAGCAAUGCCCUAGAAGUGCAAGGAAAGAUCCCUGGAUAACCCAGAUCACAGGGACCAAAGAGAGACAGGGGUGUGUGUGUGUGUGUGUGUGUGUGUGUGUGUGUCAAUGGGCCCCUGUGUCAAAACUCAUCUCCCCCCCCCACGCACUGCAGGUGGUUGUGCUGGUGGGGUGAACUAUGUUAGACAUCUUUGUGAUCCCAUUUUACCAGUUUUAAAAACUUUGCUUUUUUAUUUAAAGCUGCCAACAUUCUUAUAACCAACCACGGCAGCUCAGAAACUGCAGAAGCUUAAACACACCAACACUGUUGCCAUAUCGAUAACAAGAUUAACAAAUAAGCGCUGAUAAAAGCAGUAAUUGGCAAACAAGAUUAAAGGGAACAAUAUUAAUACAAGAGCAACGGAGGUAAAAUGCUGGCAAGAACAGGAAAAGGUUGUCUGGUCAGACUGUUUGGCCCUGGGGCGGGAGGAGGGCAAGUCUAGUUUGAGCCCAGGUCUUGGCAGGGUAAAUCAGAUUCACUGAGUUUUCUUCCUAAAGGGGAUUCUGGAGGGGGCUGCGGAAACCUGGACUAUCCUGCCAUCUCUUUUGGGGGUCACCCUGCAAUAAAUUCCAAAGUGAUGAGACCUAAACAGGGGUGCUUGACUCAUUGAUAAGUACAGCUGAAUGACAGUAGGCUGUGGGUUGUGGCAUUUGGCACAAUUCUGUGCAAACCCACAGUCUUGUUCUGGGUGAAAAUUCCACACUCCUGAGAAGCUCUGUUUGGCUUUUCACAAAAGCAAGUUUCUAGCCCUCGUGGUGCACAAGGCCUUGGCUCAUGGCCAAGCGUCUCCCCACCUGCCUUGCUCUUUUCCCAGGGGGAACCUGCUCUUUCGCUCUAAAUCAGAGCAAACAGCAAUCUGCGGGGAACCCUUAUUGCCGUUUGCUCCAAUUGAGCACCAAAGAGCCUUUCCCCCCCAGGGAAAGCAGUGGGACAAGAAGACGUGUGGAUAAGCCCUCAGAAUACCGUAGAUGAAGUAUUUCUUCAUGUAGUGUGUAGUUUAUUUAUUUUUAUUUAAUAGAUUUAUAUGCCAGCCUUUGUCUCAGAAUAAAAUACAGGAUCAAAACAGGGAAACAAGGGAAACAAACCAGCAAAAUAACCUUCCCACAGACACAUAUAAAAAGCUGUCGAAUAUUAUUAAUCUUACGGAACUAUGGAACUCCCUCCUGAAGGGCCAAUACCUUUAUUUUAAGAUACACAUAAUUGAUAUGAAAAUAGUUGCAUAGUAUUUAGGGUUCAAAUGCACAGCACAUUGUAUAGAGGGGCUUGAAGUGUGACAAAAGCAAGGGCCCAUAAGCACGUAGCUUGCAAACUGUUAUCAAAUGCCUACCCUACACCCACACGCCCAGUAAGGCCAGAUAAAGGAAGGAGGGGGAAUACAAGCUAGGCUCACAGUGUAGGACCUAAGUCCCACAGGACCAGAUAAGAAGGGAGAAGGGAGUAUGGCAGUUUGGAGUACAUGUGCUUUUUGUAGUUAAGGAAAUCAGGUGUUGCCUGUUUGUGACUGUAUAAAAGGAUUGUGCAUCCACCAGUCGGUGUGCAGGUUGCGAGCUGAUUGCACUGCACCUUUGCUUGGCAUAUGCUGAACAAAUAAAUCUUGUUGUAUCCUGCCUGGCAUGUUGCCUCUUUGUGUUGGUUCCAUUGUUCCUAUUGCCCGGGUGGGACUUAGGUCCUACACUCCUACAGGAGGCAGAGAUGGCCACCAACUUGGGAUGGCUUUAGAAGAGGAUUGGACAAAUUUAUGAAGGAAGAUGGCUAUUCCCCAUGAUGCCUACUAUGCUCUCCUCCUUCCAGUGUUGAAGGCAGAACUCCAGCUGCUGCGAAUUGCAGGGGGGACGAGCGCUGCUGUUGUGCUCACGCCCUGCUUAGAAUCAUAGAAUCAUAGAGUUGGAAGAGACCACAUGGGCCAUCCAGUCCAACCCCCUGCCAAGCAGGAAACACCAUCAAAGCAUUCUUGACAUAUGGCUGUCAAGCCUCCGCUUAAAGACCUCCUGCUUGUGAGCUUCCUUCCCAUUGGGGGCAUCUGGUUGGCCGCUGUGAGAACAGGACUCCCCUUUGGCCUGAUCCAGCUGGAGGGGACUUUUCUCAAGUUCUGUUUUACUUUCUGUAUUAUUCGUGUCUUCACUAGAGGGAAUAUGACCUCAAUGCGUUACUCUCUUUUCCAGCCGUCUCUCUCCUUUCCGAUGCAGCUGCGGGAGGGGACACACCCCACCAGCUACCUAGAAUAAGAGAUAGCUGCCCCCCCCCCCCCGGAGGUGUCGUUACGUUGGCUGGAAACGACGAUGAAAGCUGUGGCCUUUCGACAGGAAACUUAAUUUUCAGGCAGAUGUUCCCUUGUUGAGCUGCCCCUGCAAAGAGAAAAGGCGCCCGUCUCAUUGACUCUCUUGGAGACUUUUGCCCAUGUCUUUUAUGGCCUGGGCUCACACUCUCCUCCUGCGCACUUUCCUGACUUCUCCGCCAUAGGGACCUGAGCCAGCCUUAGGGAAGCCGAGAGCCCCUUCCUGGCGCCUGGGCGACUUGAGGUCUGUGCCUGCUUGCUGUGAUCUUGCAGAUAUGGACAGUGGAUUCCCUGACACCCUCUUGCCCGGCUCUCACCAUGCUAAUUCGUGGGCAUAAAGACUUCCUGGCAGAUGUGGUCUAUAUCGUCUUGGAGCUGCUCAUCGCGGUGCUGGCCAUCUUGGGGAACGUCCUGGUCUGCUGGGCUGUCUGCCUGAACAGCAACCUCCAGAACGUCACCAACUACUUUGUGGUGUCUCUGGCGGUGGCCGACAUCGCGGUGGGCGUCCUCGCCAUCCCCUUUGCCAUCACCAUCAGCACCGGCUUCUGCGCCUACUUCUAUGGCUGCCUCUUCAUCGCCUGCUUCGUCCUGGUCCUGACCCAGAGCUCCAUCUUCAGCCUCCUAGCCAUCGCGAUCGACCGGAUUAUUGCCAUCCGGAUGCCUCUCAGAUAUAACGCUCUGGUGACGGGCUCACGGGCAAAAAGCAUCAUUGGCAUCUGCUGGGUCUUGUCCUUCAUCAUCGGCCUGACGCCCAUGCUGGGAUGGCACAAGCCUGCCUUGGCCAACCAGGGUUCCUCUUCCUCCUCCUCUGCUGGUGUGUGCAGCAACGAGUCCUCUUCCUCCUUCUCGUCCUCCUCCUCCUCCACUACGACCCCUUCCGGCAACUGUAGCAGCGACAUGUUGGCCUGCCUCUUUGAGUCCGUGGUCACCAUGGAAUACAUGGUCUACUAUAACUUUUUCGCCUGCGUCCUUACACCGCUGCUCUUGAUGUUCGGGAUCUACCUGAAGAUCUUCAUGGCCGCCCGGCGGCAGCUCAAGCAGAUGGAGAACAAGGCGACGCCCGGGGAACGUUCCCGCUCCAUCUUGCAGAAGGAAGUCCACGCGGCCAAGUCGCUGGCCAUCAUCGUCGGGCUGUUUGCCGUCUGCUGGCUGCCCAUGCACACCAUGAACUGCUACAUCCUCUUCCGGCGGGGCUGCGACCGCCCUCCCCUCUGGCUGAUGUACCUCGCCAUCAUCCUCUCCCAUGCCAACUCUGUAGUGAACCCUCUGAUCUAUGCCUACAGGAUCCGGGAGUUCAGGCUGACUUUCCGCAAGAUCCUUGGGCAGCACAUCCUGGGCAGAAAGCAACGGUUCAAGGGGACCACGGCCAGCCGGAGGUCCUCUGCUCACGCUGAGGAAGACGGCGAGAGUGCCGGCAUGCAGAUCACCAAGUACACUCUGAACUUCUAUCCCGGAGGGGACUUGGAUGGCAUCCACAUGGACGGGGAUUGGGGGGAAACCAAAGUGGGCUUGGAACUGCGCCAGAACAAGAAGGCGUUGGCCGGGGAGGCAAAUGGCCAUGCAGCCCAUCCCUGCAAAAAUGGGGACCUCUCCAAAGCCUGCAGAGACAUGGAGCUGCUGAGCCAAGAGCUGCUGGCGAUUCGGGAUUCUUAUGCCGCUGACCUGGAGACUUCAGCUGUAGAAGCCUCUGAUGGGUCCUGAGGCCCCCUCAGGAUGCAACGCGGCUGGAAUGAAAUCUUCCCCCUUUCCCCGUGGUCUGCUUUCGUUGCAAGAAAGGAGGGGGGCAAGGGGAGGGCAAAGGUUUGGGUCCUUGAGAUGGAAGGGGAGGGGUCCCUGACACAACUGACAGAAAGACCUGAAACGGCCUGGGGAGAAGGCAGGAAAGGGCCAGGGGGCUUUUUUCCCAGCCAAAGGUCAAAGGUGAAGGCAAGAGGCGAUUGGCGGGACACAGGGACACACUUCUUGUUGCCUUUGGAAGACUCUGCAGGCAGAGGGCACGUGGCAACAUCCGAUGUUGCUUGGGACACCUGUGGCUGCCUGUGGCCACAGCCCAGUUGUACCAGGAGAAAAUGAAAGGGUCAAAGGAAAGGUGCUUCAUAGUGCCGAGGAGCUGUGAUUCCUGCAUUGCAGGGGGUUGGACUAGAUGACCCUUGGGGUGCCUUCCAACACUACAAUUCUAUGAUUCUGUGAAGAGCAGAAUGGGAAGUUUUUUGCUGGGCACCCAGCUAGGGUGAUGCCGGGCUCAUUCCUGGAGCUGGCGAGAGAGAGCGUGCGAGAGCGCAUGGUUUGGAGGCAUUAGAGAUGCGUCUGUUUGUGUAAAAUCUCGAAUAGGAAGCUUUAUGAUGUGAUUUUGAUUUUCCUCUGGCUGCCAGAAGUCUCCUUGGGGAUUUCUGCAGGGCAGGGCAGGGCAGUUGCCUACUUAGCCUCUUCCACCAGGCUGUCUCCUAGGUAGGGCCUGGCAUGAUGGAAAUCAAUAGGUGACUGUGCUCCGGUUUGCUCCCAGGGCACGGAUGCCUAUGAGAUGAUUAGAGGGGUGGACUUGCUCAGCGAAGAGGUAGCUUCUCAAGGAACCACCUGCCUGCAGCUGGCAAGGAGUGCUUGUACAGGUCACCCACAAAGCUGGCCCAGCACAGAUCUACGCACCGAGAGAGUCCCUGGGACUCAACCCUAGAACCGUCUGGAUUUGAACUCAGUGUCCAGAUGAGAAACAACCCAGAGGGCUACUGCUUUUAAGGGCCAAUACCAGAUCCCAACACCCCCCCCGAGCUGUGUCUGCUAGCCAGAAACAUCUUGGCAACCUUUCCAAACAGCUCCCAGAUGCAAAGCUCCUCCCCGCUUGUGCUCUGGCACCUAGCUGAAAUCUACCAGGCAAACCUGUUUCGCAGGUGACUGCUGUUCUUCUCGGUGAAGACGACGGCACAGACUGUUGAGCAUCAGUCGAGCAGUUGUUGUUAUGGCGGCCAAGCUCUGACAUGACAAGAUGGCAGCUUUGCAUGGAGGGACGGCUGAGCUCGCCUUGGGGUUUUGUACGCAGAGUUUCAUUUCAACCAAAAUGGUCACCCUUUGAAGAAAUGUGAAGGAGGACCUUCGGGAGGUAGGAGGAGGAGCCAGAGAUGGGAGAGGGUGCGAGGUAGAGGCUUCUCCCUGUGACCACACAAGGAGGGCUAUUCAGUCUGGUCCAUCACCCAUCCUUCUGAAACCGUCCGUCUUCUAGUGUACACUGAAUGUUUGCCCUUUGUUAUUUCAUAGAUCAUGCUCUGUGCCCCCUCUCCGUUUUAAUAAGCUUCUGUUUCUGUUUUCUAGCAGCGUAAUUUAAAAAAUAAAUCUGAAACAAAUUG
Zootoca vivipara (common lizard) is the source of this 8619-nucleotide messenger RNA. NCBI's taxonomy places the organism in Eukaryota, Metazoa, Chordata, Lepidosauria, Squamata, Lacertidae. The record is from RefSeq and is a predicted model, not a curated record.